Messenger RNA from Babesia bigemina, 723 nucleotides. RefSeq lists its product as hypothetical. The coding region runs from base 1 to 723 and encodes 240 amino acids. The record is from RefSeq and is a predicted model, not a curated record. The transcript has a single exon. NCBI's taxonomy places the organism in Eukaryota, Apicomplexa, Aconoidasida, Piroplasmida, Babesiidae.
AUGAAGUUCCCGUUGUUACUGAUUGCAGCGGCCUUGCUGCGAGCCGCCGAGGCAUUCAGCACCAAAACGAGGCACAGAGGAGCCGAAUCGUCGUACGCACUUAGCGACGAUGCGCACAUUAACAUGGAAGGCCUGUCUACGGACAGCUUCAUCGCCCAGUUCGGCGGAGAUGUCGCGGUGCUUGUCGGCGGACUUGUCCAGGAUGACAGCGCGGAGGCGGCGAUGAGCUCCCCGCUCAACUUCUUCUACAGCCGCAAAAGCGAGGGGUCGGGGAGUCUGCAGCCGUCGAACAAGGAUAUUCAGAAGACCGUGGCGGAGUGCAUCCUGACUCACCACGAGGCCGCCGGGCCGAAGUCCAGGAAGAUAUACCUCCCCUUGAAGGACGCCGAGGAGUACGGCAAGCGCAUCGAGCACGCCAAAGCGCGUGUGACGCCGGAACCGGCGAUGGUCACGUCAGCGAGGUCGGAACAUGGCGCCGCCAGGGCGCCCAUGGACCUGGUAUGCAAGUCCGUCAUCAUCAGUGACGACGCCAAGAAGUGCAACGUGUGCCUCUACGCGGAAAUCUUGGUGCCCAACAAACACGUCAGAUACGGGCACAUCGGGAAGGCGAGCGUGCUGGAGUGCCUCAACGGCUACGACACCGAGCUCGGCAGGAGCGGCUCCAGCAAGACCUACUUCAUCGACGCACCAGCCAGGUACCACCCGGUCUGCAUAGCCUCCUGA